This is a messenger RNA of Lecanosticta acicola, 1131 nucleotides long. The record is from the annotation of a GenBank genome assembly. NCBI's taxonomy places the organism in Eukaryota, Fungi, Ascomycota, Dothideomycetes, Mycosphaerellales, Mycosphaerellaceae.
AUGAUUGGGCGGGCGCUGCUGCGCCUGCCAGUGCGCUCGCGUCUGCUUCGUCUGACGGGGUACCAAUGCCAGCAUGGCACUAUCGCCCGUACACCUACCGUCUUCGCUGUACGGACCUACGCGACACCGGGCCGACCGAAACGCGUUGUCGGCGAACCCAGUCGCCCCGUCAAACGGUCAGUGAAGAAGGCAGCGGCAAAGCCGGCCGAUGGCACCUCCGCUGCAGAGAAGAAGACCGCGGUCAAGAAGCGCAAGGCAGCUAAGAAGCCGGCUGCGAAGAAGCAAAAGGCACCACUCACCGUCGAGCAAAAGGCCGAGAAGAAGGCCAGGUCGAAGAAACGCUCCGAUGCCGCCAAGUUGAAAGAGUUGAAGGAAGCAGCGCUCAAGCCUCCAAAGGUCAACGCCAGAGCCAGUCCGUGGAUGGUCUUCAUGCAAGAGAAAUUACGAGAAGCGGACCCUAUCCCCAAAGGUCAGGGGCAAGACGCGGUCCAUAAGACGCUCGCGCAGAACGUUAAGAACAUAUCCUCCCAGUUCAGGAACCUCUCAGCCGCGCAACUUGAGGUUUGUUUCUAGCCUCGCAGAUCUUGCAUGCGCCUUCAUUAACACUUCUGCAGCAUUACAACCACGAUGCGAAUCGGCGCAAGGCAGAUGCAGAGGCCGAAUACAAACGCUGGGUGGAGUCGCAUUCAGCCGAACAGAUCCUCCGUGCCAACCAAGCUCGUGCGUCUCUCCGCCGUCUGGUCGCCGCAGACAAGAAAUCGACGAGGAAAGCUAGCUCAUGGCCACAUAUUCGUGACGAGCGGGAGGUGAAGCGCCCUGUCAACGGCUUCACCCACUUCACCGUGAACCGCCACGCCAGCGGCGAUUUCAAGAAAAUUGCCAUAGCCGAGAGCGCGAAGCUUAUUGCCCAGGAAUGGAAAGCCCUCAACCAGGAUGAAAAGGAAGUAAGUACUGCAGACUUUACACAUGUGUGACCUGCCCGCUAAUCACGCGCAGAAAUACAACAAGCUCAGCUCCAAGGACGGCGACCGGUAUGCCACUGAAUACAAGGCUACAUACGGCUAUGCUCCUGGGAUACUCGUCGGCGGUAAUGGCACCGCUCAGCCCCGGGCUGCUGCCGCUGCUGCCUAA